AUAAACAGGCUGGUGGCUCUGAAAUAAUAGAGCAGUUUACACAGGUUGGCAGACAAUUCAGGAGUUCCUGGGAAGCGGCCAUUUGCCUGACUAUCGAGAAGCAAUCACAGUGAGAAGCCCUUUAUAAGACCGCGCAGUAGACUCGCGCAAUUAGAACUCUAUGCCCAUAAGGAGAGAGUGCCGCCGCCGCCAUCUUUGAUAUGGGCAGAGACCAAUGACACACAAUAUACACCAGCUUCAUACUAACUCAGCGAACCGCAAUUGUCCGCCAUUACUAUGCUGACUAAAAUCACGACAAGCCCAUCUGUGACCAGGUGUAACCGAACGAUCCCGCACAGUUUGCAGCUGCUGGUUGCCAGCAGUCUCGCGCCGUGACGUAACGUCGCCUCUGACGCAAUCACGCGUCUGACGUACACCAGGGAGCCGGCACAGACGCUGAGCAGCGCCGCUGUGUGGAAAUGCCCCCAGUCCCGCUCCCUAGCUGCGCGCGCCACGGCCGGCUCCUCUCGCGGCUCCUGCUGUGGAGAUGGCGGAGCAGCAAAGCGCCCGGGCCGCAGGUCACGCAGCGAGAAACCCACGGAGGGUAAGUGCGCGAUGACGACACCGAGCCGGGACUGACGCGGAUAGCCACGCCCCCCGAGGGCGGGACCCGAUCGUGUCACGUGAUCAUCGCACCGCCUGCUGUGACGUCACGGUUCUGUUUCCAUGCUGCAUUUCAGUAACUGUCAUGGAGGCCAUGAAAUACCUACCAAGUGACCCUGUUUACAAUGGACAGUCCCUCAUAGGGAUCCAAAUCACUGCACACUCUAGUAGCUCAGGCAAAGUUAUUCUCUGAACUUUGUAUUCCCAGCAAAAACAAAGUGUGUUUUAAAUGUACCCAGUGCUGGCAUACUCCCUUAGCAGAUUGCCUGCUACCCUUCUGAGCAGGUGUGCGCCUUCACAGAGCCCCCUCUCCUUACUUUCAACAUUUGGGUGGCACGCGUAGCCGAUUUUGAAUUGCAGACAAUUUGCACAUUGAAUAAACCUGAAAAUGUUUUGUGUGUGCAUAUUUAAAUCAAUGAACCCUAUAGAUCUGUCAGUAAAAAAGAACUGUUGUUUUUUUUUUUGUGUGUUUACAAAAACAAAACACAAAACAACAAAAGUUAUAUACUAUAAAUCCUAACAUUGGGAGGUAUGAAAUAGGACAGGAGUGUUGUGAAUUGUAGGGGUAUGGCAGUGAUGCCACUUGCAUGUCUGACACUGCUCAAAUUGGGUGAUCUUGUUCCCGAAAGGGGUCAAGCUGUCCAAAAAAGUUUGUGAUGCCACGCUGAGUGACAGCCUCCCUCCCGCUCCACUCAGCAGAUACUAAGCAGGGAAUGCUGCUGAAGCACUCUACUUGGUCAGAGUCCUAAUGAUGUGCUCACAAUGUUUUUCCUCAGGAUAGUUUCCUCCUGUCCCAGGGAUACAGGGCAUCAGGGUAGAAAAUCAUGAUGGAAAUUGAACCUGAAAUUGGUACCGUCUAUUAGAUCAUAUGUAAUAGUAAAUAUUUGGAAUAUACUUAAGUGUGUGAUCUAACGCAUUUGUACUACAAAAUGAUUAUCAAUAGGCAACCUGAAAUGUCCCCAAAGUCUAGUCUUUGAAGACAACUGUCCCAGCAACCGCUUAAAAAAAGUAUGUUGAGCCUUGCCCUAAACAGACAGUAAUUUGUCAACAUCCAGUUCAUUCACUAAGCAGGGAAUUGUAAUGACCUGAAAACGGAAUUGAAUAGUUUAGGGAAAAUAUGCAGAUCUUGAAAAUACUUCAACUCAGCUAUUGUCAUAGCUGGGCCAUUGCAGCCUAAAUUUGUACAUUGGUUUUUAGUUUGCUAAAAUUAGAUGAAAGACUUUCUCUUUCCCUUAGACAUUCUUGACUCCUAAAGUAACAUGUUUAAAUCCUAGUCCCGUGAUACAUAGUUCCCAACAAUGGGUCAGAAGUGGACAGUUAGUGACAUUGCACAGCCCACCCAUAGAUUGCAUGGAUCCACCCACAAUGGGGGCAUGGUAGUCUGUUCAACUCCACUCAAUCCAUUUAGCUGAAGAUCUAUGAGCAUGGAAUGACUGCCGUAAGGUUACUCUGCUUAGCGUGAGAGCGCAGCUUAUGCUUCACUGACUGAGACAUUACUUUGUGCUUCUAAAGGGGAUACAAGGUAAUAACAUAACCCCAAAUCCAUGGUGAUAGGUAUGGAUUGAGUGACUAAUAAUCAUCCUAACUUUUAAUUGCCACAAAUGCUUUGUUCUUCAGGGUGGUGACUUUGUCGUAUGACAUGUUUGAAGGAACUGCAUCAGAAGAAACUCCUCUAGUGUUACUGCAUGGGCUGUUUGGAAGCAAGUCAAACUUCCAAUCUAUUGCUCGGGCCUUGGUGCGCAAGACAGGUAGAAAGGUGAGGAUCACACUGACUGGCAAAUGGGUAUUGUUUAAAGGACAAUCAUAAAAAAAAAACGUGUUUCUCAUGGGGGAGUUAUAGUAAGAGAUUCUCAAGGAAGGUACAAAAUUUGAAGAGUCAUGUUGGUAAAAUUUGGAAAUCAGAAGUGAUUUAGCUCAAUGCAUCAGUAGAAUUGUCCCUAACAUUUAAAUCAUGGCUCAUAUUAUGGCUUGUUGACAUAAUUUAACCUCAUUAAUCACUAAAAUAGUUGCCACUAUUGUUGGCAAGUGACAUCUGUUUACUGGCUACAAAUCAUUCAACAACUGGCAAUCAGCAGCUGGUAAAAGUUUUAAAGUUUUUAGAAGUUAGUACGAGAUCCUGAGCACAAAGUAGCACCUUGUUCCUAUGUGAGACUGUAAAAAUGACAUUUGCCACAUCUAGUGAACUUUUUAUAGAGUUGUUAUGGCAAUUAUUUGUAAAAUCUACCCUUUUUUGAUGUGAGCCCAGUUUGCAAUGAUACAAAAUGGUGGUCCCUAUCAGAGGAGAAUGUAGGUAGCUUGCUGAUAUAAAAUCACAGGAACAUGGAUGCCUGUUGGUAUUUUUUGCACAAACAUCUACUGGAUUUUGUUAUAUACAGUGCAUAACAGCUACUUUCUCAAUGACAAGCAUGGGAACAAGUCCAUAGUUGCGAAAAUCCUUACACCUGCCAUAACUUGUGUUCGAAACAAUUGUCUCCUUUUGCACAGCCAUGUGGCAUGGACAGAAUAGUGGUGUGGCAUCACCAAAGUGAAAAAUUCUCCUGCUCGACCACUUGAAAUGUUAUGUCCUUACCAUGUCAAUCACAGGUUUGGCAAACAGUACAGUAGGAAUAUCACACAUGUUUAAGUUGUGUACUUUGGUAUUUUAGUGAGAUUUUAUUUUUCUAAUCUCCGUACUGAGCUUUUGUUUUGUUUUUUGCUUUUUUAUUACACAGGUGUUGACGCUUGAUGCUCGUAACCAUGGUAACAGUCCACAUACUAAUAUUAUCACUUACCCUGCGAUGAGUGCUGAUGUGAAGCACAUCUUGGAACAUCUUCAUAUUCCCUCCUGUGUGCUUAUUGGGCAUAGCAUGGGGGGUAAGACUGCCAUGACCCUGGCACUGCAAGAAGUAAGUAGUACAGAGUACUGAGUAGUACAAUUAAAGGAGCUCUCCUGAAGGAUGCCAUAUCCAAAAUAUAGUUACGGUACAGUGCUUGUCUUUUAAAAGGAUAGUAAACAAUGCGUGCAACAAGCUAAAAGAUGCUUUUUUUGAGUUUGAAAUGUCUAAAAACUGCUAUGUUUACACUAGGGUUAUUCCAGCCUCCAGUGGCAGUCUCAUUGACAGCCGCUAGAGGUACUUUCGCGCUUCUCACUUUGAUUUUCACAGUGAGAAGACGCCAGCGUCCAUAGGAAAGCGUUGAGAAAUGAAAUUGACUGAAUGGCGUUGGAAGAGGGAGGAGAGUCCCCAGCGCCGAGGGAGCCCAGCGCUGGAGAAAGGUGAGUAUUUAACCCCUUCAUCCCCCUUCAGCCAGGCGGGAGGGGGACCCAGAGGGUGGGGGAGACCCAAAGUCCUUAUAGAGCUAGGAAAACAAGUUUGUUUUCCUGGCACUAUAGUGGUCCUUUAACUCCGAGUCCCACCUUGCGAGCUCAGAGUUAGAGGAUUUUUUUAUAGUCAAUGGGAAAAAUAAAAACAAUACAUGUUUAUACUCACCCAAUAUGAAGAUCUGCUGAACUAAUAGUAUAAGCAUACUAUAAGAAUUAAGUGAGCAGAUGGUGGCAGAUUGAGUUUGGUUGUAAGUCCACUGUGGCAUAGAAGAGGCUUCCCCAAACUCCGGCCCUCCAGAUGUUGCUGAACUACAACUCCCAUGAGUCUAUGAAUGAAAUAGAUUGGCUGAGAAUCAUGGGAGUUGUAGUACAGCAACAUCUGGAGGGCUGGAGUUUGGGGAAGCCUGGCAUAGAACUUGGGGUUUGUGUAUGGUGGGAAUGUCAUUGUUUGAUUUGGAUUGCAGAUGUUUUGGGAUCCAGAAGUGAUGUGUGUGGGUGCUUAUUUUAGACAUUUUUUAAAUCUUUUUUUUUAUCAGAUACUCGGUCAGGAUUAUGUUUAUGCGAAAACAUUAGAGUUAGAACAUAGUGCCAAAAAUAAUAAUUAUAUUAAUAAUAAUAAUAAUAAUAAGGCUAACAGAUUCCACAGAGCUUAAAAUAUUAUUAAGGGGACUUUAACAACAAUAAAGUCAAGUUAUUACUUAACUUUGACAGGAACAAUGCCGUUUUCAUUGAAGCUUUGAUUUCCCUUUAAAGCCUUGGUCUCUGAAAACAGCAAAACUGGAAAAUAAAAUUUACCGUGCAAAGUGUCUCUCAGUGCACUGCUUAGUAGGUCUGUCAGUAACUACAGUGGGCCUGUGGGCACAUCCCUCCCACACCAGGAUGAGAAGCUCCAUUCAGUAACAUCUCAAUCUGGUCUGCAGGGACUGACAUUACAAUCCCCUGUCCAUCAUAGAUUUGUGGGAUAAGAAGUUUAUCCCAAAAAAGCGGUUUUAUCCAUGCCAUGGGAUGAUUAGAACUGUUCUUUAAACUUAUAUCAGCCAAAGUCAUAGAUACAGAAGCAAAAGUAUCAUGGUAGUAGAAGAAACAAAUAUAAAAUAUUUAUGAAUGGCUGCUAAUAAGUGCUCUGUAAUCACCAUUAAUGAUUCUCAUUCAACACUGUCCCCAUAAAUUAUCAAUAGGAUGCUUUAAUGUGUGUUUUCUUUAUGUCUGUCUCUGAAAGUCAGCGUGGUAAACAACCGUUGUCCAAUAUGUCCAUAUGUCUAUGACCUGAAAAUGUCAGUUCCUUCAAUAUUCGCAAGUCCUCCAUCUUAUCAAAUCACACUGUUAAGGGUGGGGUUGUCUUUUUUCCAAAACAUAGGGGUUGAAUUUGUUUCGCAGUAUUUAAUAUUCUAACAGUAAGGGAUUUCUUGUACGUAGCUGUCGGUGUGGUGGUGUGAUGUAAGAGGUGAGCAGCUCGAAAGGGAGAGGCGGCUAGUCUUAGAACUUCUUCAAACUUUUAUGGAUUGCUUGCCAAAAAAAAAAGUGUAAUCUUAGGGCAUUCCUACCAGAUGUGUAGAAACCUGUCUGUGCUGCCACCACAGUGCCAACAAUCAUCAUCUAGGAAGGGGUUUAUAUUCCGCAGAAACUGUACCACAAAGACAAACAAUUAUAGGCCAUCUCUUGAGUUUUACUGGCUAGUGCACAAUGAUGGACCAAAUCACAAAUCUUGCCCCGUUUACAGGGGUGACGGAAGUCUCUUUUGUUGUCUACUUCAGGUUUGAUAAAUUAAAUCCUGCCAGUAAAUCCCUGUACAGUGCUGUUCACUAUUUGAACACUAUCUAAUCAUCAACAUGCAGUAUUAUAAAUGGGUUUACCAUUUUCUUAAUUUCUCUCCGUCCCACAGCCUCAGCUGGUAGAACGUUUGGUAUCUGUGGACAUCAGUCCUGUUCCAACUAGCCCACAGUCUGGUUUUCCACAGUACAUUGCUGCAAUGCAGAGCUUGCAGUUGGUAGAAAAAGUGCCUCGAUCUACCGCCAGAAGACUAGCGGAUGAGCAGCUUAGUGCCACUGUGAAGGUACAUACAAUACAUUGCAGUGGUCAACCCUUGGAAACUUCUUAACCUAUUAAUUAAUUUAGUAAGUGGUGUUGUUUUUUUUUUUUUGCCACCUUGGAGUUGCUAACAUUUUAUUUCAUCUGUGUGGCUCUCAGACUUCACUGGUCAUGCUGUGAAACUAGUUGAUUUGUUCAAUUGUCAUUUCAUUUUAUCUUUGCUGAUGGUGGAAAUUAUAUAUAUAUAUAUAUAUAUAUAUAUAUAUAUAUAUAUUUCCAUAGACAAGGCUGCACUCACGGACUUCUUAAAAUCCAAUGAAAAAAAAUUACAUGCAUAUUUUAUUUUUAUUUUUUGAUCCUGAGGAAAGUCCGAGGGGGGUACUGAAACGUUGAUCCUAAUUUUAAUGUAUACCUAAUAAAGAAGUUUGGAUUUUAAGAAGUUCGUGAGUGCAGCCUUGUCCAUGGAAUUCUAUUUAUGUCAGCCCUAAGGCUUUUGGCACCCGGCAUCACUAUCUACAGCGUGAGUGCAAGGAUUAUUCUAUUUUUAAUAUAUAUAUUUUUAGCUCAUUUGCAUACGCCUACCCAGAAUCCCUUUGUAACAGUCACCUGGCGACUUAUGUAACAGUUUAACAGGAGUUGGAGCCCAGUUGCAGGAGAUGGCACAGGAGGAGGCAAAAACCAGAAGCGCAGUACAGAUUAAGGGGAAAUCCAAAGGCAGGGUCAGAUGAGAAGUAGAAGUCAGGACUGGCAGCUUAGUAACGUAGUCAGUAAAGCAGGCAGAGGUCAGAGUCCAGAGUCCAGAGUCCAGGAAAUCAGUCAGCAGAGUAUCAAAGAUCCGUCAGGAAACACCAAACAAGCAAAAUGACCAGAUGCUAGGUUUCAGACAGGGCUGGCUUUUACAGCCUGCUAAUUAGAUGCAGCUGACCCUAAUUGGAAAAGGGCUGCAGGUGGAUCAGCACUGCUUAAUCCAGGCAAGGGGUCAGGAAGCAGAAUAAUGCAAACAGAAACUGAAGCCCCCUGGUGUACAGCACGGCAGAGAACCUGACUGGGAUGCUGGAGCUGUGAGUUCAAACCCAGCCAGGUCUCUUAAAGGGGCAGCCACACCUUGCAGGGCUCAGGCUGUGCCGUGACACCCUUGCAAUAGUGAGAGCACUGUUAAAGUGACAUUUCUGUGGGAAAAGCAAGUCUUAUGGCUUGACUGGUGUGUGUAUUUGUGUUUAGCAAUGUAUUAACUAUAUAUUAACAUAUAGUAACACCUUAGAAAAGUUAAAUCUAAAUAGCCUCUUUCACAAUCUAUAUACUGUAUGUUAAUGCCUGCUAUCAAAAAGCUGUAUCAUAGAACUUUCUUAUACAUUAGUUUGUGUAAAUAUACUGCUUUUGUCUUAGCCUGCAUUGAUUAAUUUCAUAAUAACACAACUGGCUGGAAAAUUGUCGUUUUCACCCAAACCUUCGUGAUAAGGCCAGUCCACCAUGCCUCCUAAAUUACAGUGUCCACUCAUGGUUAUUUCGCAAUAUUUAAAGUUAUAUACACCUGUAUAUUUCAUCUAUAGGAAGAAUCAGUUCGCCAGUUCCUACUCACUAACCUGGUUCAAGAAAAUGAACAUUUCAAAUGGAGAGUGAAUCUUGAUGCCAUAUCUCACCAUCUGCAUGAUCUCCUAGAUUUUCCAGAAUUCAACAAGCCCUAUCCUGGACCUACACUGUUCCUAGGAGGAGCCAAGUCUCCGUAUAUUAGGUGAGUUAGGACAACUAAUACCCAGUAUGUGAGAAUCAUUGGCUUAAGAUUAUUGGGAAGAAAAGUGUUCAAUACUAAUGAUGUUCCUCCUGAAUUGAUAAUGUUGUUUUUUGAUUGUUUUCGGAGUUAUGGGCUACAGUCAUAAGUGAAUAAGGAGAGGAUGACAUAGCCUGUUGGCUAUGCAGAUUGUGUGGUCAUACAAGAUGUGUAUUAAAUGAGCCUUUGCGUCAUUUAAAAGUUGAUGGUGUUGUGCCUGGGGGACUGAGGGAGCGUGGCUGUGCGCCCCCAACGAAACUAAAACCCCCUGCCCUACUCCGCCACUUUCCCCUUCUCCCUCCCAACCCCCCCUCCAUUAUCCAACCUACACCGGAGAUGCUUAACUCCACUAGUUUCUACCCCGUGCCACAUCUAUGAACGACAAGCGGGGAUCAUCCUCACUCGUGUAGUACCCAAAGAAUUGAAUUCUCUUCGACUACACCUCACUCCAUUCCCAGCAAUGUGCGACCCAGCUGCCAUGACCCCGAAGGGUCACCAACCCUUACCCUUCAGGGUAAAGAAUGAGCACCUAAAUACGGGGCACUGUGGGUUCGCUAAGAGCCUUAAGUGAAACCCUAGAGCAGAUAUCACAAGUACCACGUGAAUGAAAUUCAAUAUGCCCUAACCUGAGACAGGAGGUCCUGUGCGUGUCAUGCAACCACACUUUAAUUACUAGGACCGUAUUCACAUAAUUUAACUCUAUUAUCUGCUUACUGCUUAUGGUAAGAUGUACACAUAAUGCAACUACCCUGUUAUAUGACUCUACUAAUGAUAUCUUCAUUCUGUAUUACUCCUGUAUUCCCUUUUUUUCUGUACUGAACUGUUUUAACUGUGUAUUUCCAAUGUCUACACGCAAUAUAUGUAAUAUAUGCGAAAAUUAAAAUAAAGAAUGUUUAAAAAAAAAAAGUUGAUGAGCAGAGUUAGGCAAAGUUCCAAAGGUUUCCUACCCUUGGUAAAGCGACAACUCUUCAUGAGCUCUGAGAGUGAAAUAGCUACAUUUUGAAAGAAUUGCUGCAUUAUGUAAGUUUCUACUGCCUUAUUUAAAUUUUUCCCGUGCUCUGAGUGUAACUUGUGUGUGCCCCAUGCACAACUUGACCUGGGUUUACUCCCCUGUCUGGAGAAAGAUUGGAGUUGCAGAUAGCUCAACUCUGCCAAUCAACCAGGCUGUGCGUGCACUGCUACCAACCACAACAUGGCUUCUGUUAGUUUACAGAACCGUUCCACUAAUCCUAUGUAAUGAGUGGAACAGAUCUUGGAUAUAAAGUACUUCUUCCAUAUACCUCUGCUGGACAUGGUAGAUGCUAUAUAGAAGGAAAUCAGGCUGUUUGGAUUGUCUCUUCCUGGCAUGGAUGGGUCUGCCUAGACUCUUUGUCUACAGGAUCAAUAUAAAUUUAAGUAUCUUUAUAUUUCUUUUUAGUUUCAAUUUUAACAUUAUUUAUAAUCCAUUAAAAUUGAGGUUAUUCUUUACCUACCAAGGCAAAUUCACCUUAAAAUACAUAAUUUAUUUAAUUAUUGUCCUUAAAGUGCUGUCUCCUAAAAUAACUAAUUUGUUUAAUACUGUCUUUGUGAAUUCUAUUUUUAUAGCAGUUUACUUUUAUGUUCACAGUUCAGAGAAUUUUCCUGAAAUAGAACGACUCUUCCCUUUUUCCAGUGUGGAAUAUAUUCAAGAUGCGGGCCACUGGGUACAUGCUGAGCAGACACAGGACUUCCUCAGUGCCAUCUGUAACUUUCUGCAGGAACCAUAAUAGAACUUUGGCUAACUUGUGACACAUGGGUUCAGAGAUUUAAUGAUCAGAAGGACAACAAGCUCUUGGAUGACAGAGAAGUUGUUAUCAGAAGAGAGUCAGUAAUUGAGAAGAUUUUACUAUUUGUAAAAAACAUCUAUGUAGUCAAACUGGUACAUGAACUUGACAUAUUAAGAGAUAGAAUGAAAAUUGUCAGAAUAAGAUUUAGGUCAACUGUGUUUAACUUUUGUUUUUGUGUUGGUUAUGUUGGUUGCAUGUAUUAUCGUUUACAUUUGAUGCAUACCAUGAUGUCUUAUUUAAAAACUUCUUAAAUCCAAUAGGAGAUAGUUCUCAGUUAUUUACCCAUCUCAAAGCCUGAUGUCUUCCAGAAUAUCUAUUACUUAGAUCCGCUGCUAGAGCCACACGAUUUGAACAGAUAGAGCGCAGUGCAAAUAAAUAAAUAAAUAUUUGUUUUAUGCAUUAUACCUUAUGCAUGGUAUUUGCAAAGCCUGUUUGCCUAUUUGCUUUGCUAUAUGUUCUGUAUGGAAGAGUAUACAGUGAUACGCACACAAACCUACUCCUAUUAAAAAAUGUAGGAGAGGCACCCUGAUGAGAAACGAAUACCCUUUCAGCUUCUUCUACCUCCCUGAGUGCUUAUUCAGUUUUGUUUGUUUUUAAUAAAAGGUUGUGCCAACCAGGAUUUGCUGGGAUAAUCUAGUCAUUUCCUGGUUUUACCAGGUAUCACCAUGGUAGAAUCAUAUGUUGAGGAUUUAUUGCAGUUGAGAUGUAUAUUUUCAUGUGUUUAUUGUAGUUCUGGGGAAGCUGUAUCGAUGACAAAGUUGCGAAGUAAUAGAUUUUAAUAUAUUGUAAUAGCGGUUUUUAUUGGACUAGCAAUGUUUUUGAAUGGUAAGCUCUCUGGAGUUAGUUAUUUUACCUGACAUUUAUAUUUAUUUUUAAAACAAAUUAUCCUUGUUUAUAUUAUUUGUUUCAUUGUAAGCAAUGCCUCAACGCUUUAAUGGUUACUAAGAGAACAAGCGCUUUAAUUGUACAAACACUUACAACGCAAACAUAAGUUAAUAUUUUUUGCUGUUUGUUUAUUUUUAACAAAACCACCUUAUUGGAAUGUGACAUUUGAGACUUGCAUAGGUCUUGUGUUUCUUCAGAUGCAUCUUCUUUUGGUCUUAUUAAUAUCCUGUACUUUGUGUAUGCUCAAAUCUUUACAACUUUUGCACACAAAAAUAAAUGUAUUGCAGUAUGCUGCUCCAUAUGCCCAUCUCUUUAACCAUGCCCCCUCAUGACAGAAAUACUUCCUUAUCAAAUGUAUCAAUACAAUCUCAGCCCCAAUAACACUGAAUGACAGACGGAAACCAUAAUCAGGUAGUGAUAUCUUUAUUAUAUGUUUCAGUAGGUUUCCUCUAUUUCUAAUGCAGGUUGUUUUCUAUUUUAGAUCAUGCAGCGCUGUCUGUUAAAAUUGUAUUGGUGCUUAGAGUGUCCCUUUAAUAAAUUAUUGUGAGAAUAACAAUACAAUAGUCUUAACUACAGUAUGUCCAUUAUAUGUGAAUGUCUACAUUUUGCAGUGUAUGUUAAAGGGACACUAUAGCCGUUUCUCAAGGAAGUGGUCUGGGUGGAGUGUCUCUGUCCUCUUAGCCCGGCAAUGUAAAUCAUUGCAUUUUCAGAGAAACUGCAAUGUUUACAUUUCAGGGUGUGACGGAGCUCCCUGUACCCCAGCUGGGUACCUCCACCAAGUGUGCUUCCAAGACGCUUGCAGGGAACCCUGGAACGCUUCUGCCCCAGUCUGCCCAAGCAUUGGUGAAGGUCUGAGUCAAAACAUCAUAGGAAAGCUAAAAUAUUUCAUCAGAGGGGUGAAAAAGUGUAUUAUAUAUUUACAUGAAGGAUUUUAAUAUAUAUCUUAAUGAUUUUCUCACCCCUCUGAUGGAGUAUUUUAGAUUUCCUAUGAUAUUUUGACUCAGACCUUUACCUAUGUUUUUUACUAAACUUUGGCAAAUUAACCCUCAUGACCUCUCUAGUGUUUUGACCUGGUUUGAUUGAAAUGCCUAUAAAUAUCUGUGCUGAGCUAUGUGCCAUAGUGCUACUCUAUUGCCAUCUACUGACCUAUUAGGAAUAUACAGUCUUUGUCAUACUACCAAAGACUGACAAGCCUAAAGAAACAUUUGAAAUGACUUACUGGUCAAAUAGCAAUAGCUCAAGCCAGCAAAUAGUAGUUGAGUGGUGUCAAACUCCAGUGCACACUCGUAUAAUAUCUCAUAAAGGCUUGUAGAGAAUUGUGAAUUGUAGACUAAGGCGUUCCUUGGUGUGCAAACUCACUUUAGCUUUGUGUGGCAGUGAGAGCAAAGAUCUUACUUCUGCAGGGAUUUACAUAAUCAGGGUGAAUCCCUUUGUAUUAAGAUAUGACCUUGUUAAAUUAAUAGCCUGGGAAAAAGCUUUAUACACAAAUAAUGUAUUUACAUUGAGAACACAUCUGUACAAAAUCUGCAUUUCAUGAACAUUACACUGUAACACACAGGCAGUUUAAAGAUAUAUUAUAAAAUAUUGUUAAGUACAAUCAGUUUCCACCUUUCACAUGUGUACUAGUGUAGGUCUGCCCUGGAACAGUGCUUGCUUAUAUUAAAGCUCAUUAUCUGUCUGCCCUUUAGGCAUUUCAUCCUCUGCUGUUACUCUACCUGUAUCUGCUGUUUGGAUAUCUGACCUGGUUUCUUCUACAAAUUACUUGUUCAUUACAUCCCCGAUUAUCUCAUCAGCCUGGCUUCACAUAUUCAAUCCUUUUAGGAUUUCAAAUUGUAGAAUUCUCUGUUAACUGAGCAUCGUUCCACAUCCCCAAACCUACAUUCUGCUUUCUACCACUGAGUUGGAGCCUAUUCCAGUUCAGGUCUUCUCAGGUAAUGGCGAUUCACAAGAGUGCUCUCUUCCUUGUGUCUGGGUUCCAUCUUAAUUUAUACUGAACUCCAGGCAAAAUACAUUUUGAUUUUACUUUAGGAUUUUUAACUUAAACAUUUAUGCCAUUGGUCUAGAACAAUAAGUCACGAAUAUAAUAACAUUGUUAAAGGAACACUAUGAGUGCCAAAACAACUUUAGCUUAAUGAAGUGAAUUUAGUGUACAGAUCAUGCCAUUUAUGAGUUAAAUAACUUUUUUUUAUGCCACCCUAGCCGUACCUCCCCUGCAUGUGACUUGCACAGCCUUCCUAAACACUUCCAGUAAACAGAGCUCUAAUGCAUAAACUUCUCUUAUUGCACAGUCUGUUUAAUUUAGAAUUUCAUGUCACCUGUUCUGUUAAUAGCCACUAGGAUCUGCAUGAGCCUCAAUUGUUUACAACUGAAGUUCAAAAUCUAAGUAAACACACUUAACUGGUUGGAAAUGAAACCAUUUGCUAGGGCUUUAUAAACAGAAACAAAAGUGACUUAACUCCUAAAUGACAGUAAAUUGAACAGUGAGACUGCAUGGGGCACUAAACUGCUUCAUUAAGCUAAAGUUUUGGUGACUACAGUGUCUCUGUAAGUAUCACAUUGCAUCAUCAGUGGGAGGGCCAAGACUGAACCUGUUUGUUCUAACUUAUAUGUCUUGUAAUAACUUGAGAUUUUUUUCUUUGUGUAUUAUUAUUAUUAUUAUGUUAUUUAUAUAGCGUCAUCAUGUAUGUCUAUAAUUUGUUGGGUAGAGCUCUGUUAAAUAAUUGUAUUUAGUUUAUUGUGCUUAUGUCUUUUUCUUGUCAGCUGACUUACAUAUAC
Messenger RNA from Pelobates cultripes (western spadefoot toad), 13204 nucleotides. The record is from the annotation of a GenBank genome assembly. Lineage: Eukaryota; Metazoa; Chordata; Amphibia; Anura; Pelobatidae.